Brienomyrus brachyistius is the source of this 3284-nucleotide messenger RNA. RefSeq names its product protein kinase C and casein kinase substrate in neurons 2 (gene pacsin2). Gene Ontology annotation, molecular function: phospholipid binding; protein binding. Gene Ontology annotation, biological process: regulation of endocytosis; cytoskeleton organization; plasma membrane tubulation. The record is from RefSeq and is a predicted model, not a curated record. Gene Ontology annotation, cellular component: endosome; plasma membrane; cytoplasm. Bases 234 to 1706 code for a protein of 490 amino acids. The transcript is spliced from 12 exons. Lineage: Eukaryota; Metazoa; Chordata; Actinopteri; Osteoglossiformes; Mormyridae.
GGGGGCCUGACGUCAGAGAGGCGCGCCACUGCUCACGGUCACUCUUCUGUUAAGUGGAACUGCCCAGAAAUAGUGCGGGGAAAAAAGACCCACUGAGGUUUUCGCCGGGGCUUUGCAGCUGUGUGUCUUGUCGGAUAUCUGCUGGCUCACGUUACUGUGCCGAGGUAAAGACCGAAAGUUUACUUUUACCGGGGUUGUGUCCCCCUUGAAGCGGAGGCCCCAGAACCACAGCCAUGUCCGGCUCCUACGAUGACUCCAUGAUCGACGUCUCCAGUGACAGCUUCUGGGAGGUGGGGAAUUACAAACGCACAGUGAAGCGCGUAGACGAUGGGCAACGCCUGUGCAAUGACCUGAUGAACUGCGUCCAUGAGCGUGCGCGCAUCGAGAAGGCGUAUGCCAUGCAGCUCACAGAGUGGGCUAAGCGCUGGCGGCAGCUCAUCGAGAAAGGUCCCCAGUAUGGAACACUGGAGCGAGCCUGGACUGCCCUGAUGACCGAAGCGGAGAAGGUGAGCGAUCUUCACAUGGAGGUGAAGACGUCACUCAUGAGCGAGGACUUCGAGAAGAUCAAAAACUGGCAGAAAGAGGCCUAUCAUAAGCAGAUGAUCGGUGGCUUCAAGGAGACAAAAGAGGCAGAGGAUGGCUUCCGCAAAGCCCAGAAACCCUGGGCCAAGAAACUCAAAGAGGUGGAUAUAAUGAAGAAGACAUAUCACUCGGCCUGCAAGGAGGAGAAGCUGGCCACUAGCAGGGAGAACAACAGCAAGCUGGAGAGCAACAACCCAGAUGCUCAGAAGAAGCUGCAGGACAAGGUGGAAAAAUGCCAGCAGGAAGUGCAGAAGAUGAAAGAGCGGUACGAGAAGUCUCUGGAGGAGCUGGACAAGAGCACACCCCAGUACAUGGAGAACAUGGAGCAGGUGUUUGAGCAGUGGCAGCAGUUUGAGGACAAGAGGAUUCGCUUCUUCAGGGAAGUCCUGCUGGAAGUGAAGAGUCAUCUGGACCUGUCUGCCAACCCCAAGUUCCAGACAGUUUACCAUACGCUGGAGGAUACCAUCAAAUCUGCAGACGUGGAAGAGGACUUGAAGUGGUUCCGGUCCAACCAUGGCCCUGGGAUGCCCAUGAACUGGCCACAGUUUGAGAACCUGGGCCAGUCUGUUUCUUCCUCCCGUGUGCGACGGUCCAUAUUAGAGUGGUCCAUAGACCUGAACCGGACCCUCAGCAGGAGAGACAAGAAGAGGCCAUCUGAUGGAGUCACCCUGACAGGGAUCAACCAGGCCAGCGAACCAGCAGCCAAGACUAAUGAUGGCCUAACCCUACACAGCAAUCCAGAGCAGGGAGGCUCUAACCCCUUUGAGGAGGAAGACGCUGACCAAGAGGCUACCCCAGCCCUCCCUUUUGCUAACGAGGAGGUUAAAACCAAAAUUGUUGCAAAGACACAGGAUUGGUCAGAUGAUGAUGACACAGGAAAUCCGUUUGCUGGCAAAACCAAUGGUAGCGGGAAUCCUUUUGACGAUGAGCCGUCAUCCCCGGCCGUCUCAGUACCUGUCCGUGCGCUGUAUGACUAUGAAGGCCAGGAGCAGGAUGAACUCACAUUCAAAGCAGGUGAUGAAUUUACUAAAAUUGGGAAUGAGGACGAUCAAGGCUGGUGCAAAGGUCUCCUGAAGGACGGACAUGUGGGACUAUAUCCAGCCAACUAUGUUGAAAAUAUCUAGUAGCACCCAGGGUGAGUGGUGGGGGCAGAGGGAACAGAGACCCUGAGCCAGCUUUCUGCCUUCUGCCCCCUAGUGGCCAAAGCCAGAGUGGUGGCUGUUGAGGACUGUGCGGGACAAAAACCAAAGCCAUGCCUUUUUUUUUUUUACCACAAAACUGUUUGGAAAAAGGAGCCAGACAGAGCCUGGAUGCACAUCAGUCUUUUCAGUCAUUAUAAGCAGUUGCAAAAGCCUUCAGAUCUCGACCAGAAACAUGAACUGCACAUGAAAAAUGUUUGGAAAUGCACAUUUUCCCAGGAAAUUUCCCAGUUGAAAAUUUGAAACCUAUGGAAUGUGUACACUGUGGACAGUCUUUGUGUGUAUUCACAUAUAUAUAUAUAUAUAUAUGCGAGAGUGGCUCUUCUGGGUUAGUGGGUUUGCUGUAAGUAGGUCGUUCAGGAUCCUCUGCUGAUAUUACUCACUUUGUAAUCAGCCGAUGAACUGAGAAGCUUGGGUGAGACAUGGCGAUUGUAAACUUUAUACUAUUUUAUUUUAUUUCUGUGUUUGAGAUUUCCUAGUUCAUUGUUUCACUGAAAAUGGUCAGCAAAUGUUUAUGUUGAUCAGACCUCAGCACACCAGGUUAGAAAGCCCUUAAUGAGACUGAUUAUUUAAUGUUGGGUUACAUCUUCCUUCUAUUGUAUUUUUAUGCUGUUCCACUCAUGGUGCACCUGUCUGUGUAUAUUUUUUCACAGGUUUUGCAUGAUCAGUUAUGGUUCAUAGUUUAGUUUCUGCACUGACUAUUAAUUAUUUUUCUUGGUAAAUGUGUAUCAUUCUUGGUUCGUUCUGGAGCAGUUCUGAAUGUUCAACAAUGGCUCACUUGAAAAUACAAUUUAUUCGAGCAAGCACUGGAAAUUUUGAUGUCAGGCCACAGAAAUUGCUAUUAGAUUGAUCACACAUUUUUAUGACUGUCAAGCCCUCAUUGUCUUAAACGACUCUAAAGAAAUAAAACAUUUGCCUUGUUUUGCGUGUAAAUAAACAUGAACUUGUAAACAAAUUAAAUGAUUUCACAAGCUAUACAAGCAAAAAGUUAAUUUAUAGUACUGCUUUAGUGCUGUUGAAGAAAUGCUGUGAUUUUAAGCCGCUUCAGAAUAAUUGAAUGUUUUAUCAAGUUUGAAUUCUGAGACUAUUGUGAAUAUUCUUUUGGAAGUUUGUAAACAUCCACAACAAAGAUCUGCAAUAUUUUUCUGUCUGUUUUUGUCUUUUUACAUAACUGUAAAUGCUUAGUACUUGUAAAUGAUUUGAUCAUUGAUCAUUUCAAUGUAAAAGCUCGAUUGUACUUUGUAUUUUUAACUUCAAAGUAUGUUAAUCCUUUUCUUUUUUUUUUGGCCUGAUGUUCUUAGUAUGAGGAAAAAAUACAGUCGAUGCCGACGGCAAUAGUCGCUUUUUCGAAGACCAGGCCGGCAUAUAGCGACCGACCGUGAAAUGUAUAUUUGGUAGUAUGUGUCAGGCAGAUCUUUGAGGAAAUACAAAUUAUUCUUGCACAGUUGUUUGUAAAUGCUAUCCCCUCUAAAAAACACCAAUAAAAUAUUGUAUUAUAUAUAA